Messenger RNA from Verruconis gallopava, 2083 nucleotides. RefSeq lists its product as uncharacterized. The transcript has a single exon. The record is from RefSeq and is a predicted model, not a curated record. The coding region runs from base 1 to 1794 and encodes 597 amino acids. NCBI's taxonomy places the organism in Eukaryota, Fungi, Ascomycota, Dothideomycetes, Venturiales, Sympoventuriaceae.
AUGGCCUUUCUCCUGGGGGCUGUAACUGCCUCAUUGUUCAUUCGUUCGGCCUAUACAGCGACCCUGGCUGAUGUCUGUACUUCCUCAUAUGUUACCGCAUCUCUUCCCGAGGACCAAUGGUCAAUUGGCGACGUCGACAAUAAUAUCAUCUUCGACAGGACUUCGAUCACCGCGAAUCCUGUAUACAACGCAUCUUCGGGCAGCUCAGACUUCUAUCCGGAAGGCGUCUUCGAUUAUUGCAAUGUUACGUUGGCAUAUUCACACGCUGGAAGAAACGAUCGAGUCAAUCUGGUCUACUGGCUACCUGCACCUGAUAGCUUUCAAAACCGCUAUCUCUCCACUGGCGGAGGUGGAUUUGCCAUAAACUCUGGGACGAACUCCUUGCCUGGUGGUCUUUUGUACGGUGCUGCUUCCGGAGCAACUGACGGUGGUUUCGGGAGCUUCGACACGCAGUUCGAUGCUACGUUCCCUAUCGAGAAUGGAACUGCCAAUUACGAGACACUGUACAUGUUUGGCUACCAAGCCAUACACGAGUUGGGUCUGGUCGGAAAACAGCUCACACGUAAUUUCUUCCAAAUGGCCAAUGGCACCAAAUUGUACUCCUACUACCAAGGCUGUUCAGAGGGAGGCCGAGACGGUUGGUCUCAAGUUCAACGAUUUGGGGACUCCUUUGACGGCGCGAUUACCGGUGCACCAGCAUUCAGAUUCUCCUUUCAGCAAACACAACACUUGUAUUCAAAUGUAGUGGAGCAAACAGUUGGCUACUAUCCUCCACCCUGCGAACUUGAGAAGAUCUUGAAUGAAACAAUAGCAUUCUGCGACCCUCUGGAUGGAAAAACUGAUGGUGUAGUGUCUCGUACGGACCUCUGCAAGCUUCAUUUUAACGCAAGCAGCGUCAUUGGCCAGCCGUAUUCAUGUGCCGCUACAAGUGGAGCCUCAGGUGGAGGUCCUCCAGCAAAGAAGAAGCGACAGUUGGGAGGAGCUGGCGGAUCAUCGUCAUCAACGCCUGCACAAAAUGGAACAGUCACAGCCCAAGGAGCCCAGGUUGCACAGCUAAUCAUAGACGGCCUAAAAGACUCCACGGGUCGUCAAGUUUACUUUUCGUACCAGCCCUCAGCCUCCUUUGAUGACGCCGCAACUCAAUACAACAACGAAAGCGGACAGUGGGAAUUGAGCAUCAACACGAUGGGCUCUGAAUGGAUCACACGUUUUCUCUGGCUGCAAAACACGUCCGAUUUCGAAAGCCUAGAUGGUGUGACAUAUGACACGCUCAAGAACUGGAUGAUUCAAGGAUGGCAUAUGUACCAAGACAGCCUCGAGACUACAUGGCCGGAUUUGACUCCAUACCGAGAGGCCGGCGGCAAGAUCUUACACUUCCAUGGCGAAAGCGACCCCUCUAUACCGGCGGCAUCCUCAGUGCGUUUCCACGAAUCGGUUCGGAGUGUCAUGUACCCCGGACUCUCUUUCAACGAAUCUACGGCCGAGCUUAGCAAGUGGUACAAGCUGUUUUUGGUUCCUGGAGCUGCACAUUGCGCCCCAAGCAGCACUCAGCCGAAUGGGCCGUUUCCAAACACAAAUAUGGCAGUGAUGAUCGACUGGGUCGAGAAAGGCAUUGAGCCACAAACCUUGAAUGCUACCGUGUUGCAAGGAGAUUAUGCAGGUGAGAAGCAGAGUCUGUGUGCAUGGCCACUCCGGCCGCAGUGGACAGACGACAUGCUAGAGUGCGUGUACGACCAAAGCAGUAUUGACACAUGGAAUUACGACUUAUCAGCCGUACCUCUACCUGUCUAUUAGUCUAAUAUCUAUUACAGGUUGAAGCAGCAGUCAAGAUAAAACAAUGCCUCUACGGAAUUGUUCUUCUCUUUUCUAUUCUCUUCUUUUAGGGUGAGUGGAAGAGGGCUAGCAAGCUGCUCGGUGCACCCAUACCAAAUGUUAUUGAACUUGCUCUUCCGAAAUGCUAAAAAUUGAUUCAUAUCAACCGCGUAAUAUUGCAAGCUUUUUCAAUUGCAAAGAUUCAAAUCAAGCCACAACGUAACAUAGCAAGGGGUCGACGAAAUGAUUCGUCAACAACUUGUAAACCGGC